This is a messenger RNA of Amoebophrya sp. A120, 4348 nucleotides long. NCBI's taxonomy places the organism in Eukaryota, Dinophyceae, Syndiniales, Amoebophryaceae. The record is from the annotation of a GenBank genome assembly.
CAGGGCCAGAAAUAUGUUUAUGAAUAUACUGGUGUGCUCUUUAUGUUCUUCUACUCUAGGCUCCAUCUGAACCACAUGGCCUAUUCCUCAGACGCAGUAUUGCUAUGGCACAUGUACUACUGCGAAUGAUCAUCCGGCCCAGACAGAAGCCGUAAAUGGUUUUGCUUUCCGCGGCUCGCCUGCGUUCCGUUUUUUAGCCCAACUUCCGCGCACCAUACGCUUUCGCUUUCCCGUCCAGUCAAAUACGGGGUGACAGCACGACGGCCAUUCUCAAAGAAAUGGCGAGCUCACGUCGGCACCCUGGUGUAGUUCCGGCUACGUUCUAUCCGGCGCCCUCAACGUGGUCCACAUCCGCUACAUUCUCGCGGAUCUACAUCUUCUCAAUAGCUCUUCUUUCGUGUAGUUGGACGACACCAGGCAAAAGCAGCUUCUUGGCAACAACCUCGCCGUCUUCGGCAGGAAGCAGUCGCGCUGCCAGCGUGGAUGAGUCAGAGCUGGUGGCAGUACUACAAGAAUCACAACGGGGAGUAGAAUCAGGCCGCAGCCCUCACGCAUUUCCAAGAAGUAUACGUGUUUUGUCGAAAUUUAGAAGUACAGCAAGCAGCGGUACUAGCUCUGCCAGCCCUAGUCCACCUCCGUGCAGUCGUGUUGCUAGCACCACUGUUCUUGCAGUUUGUUCGCAAUUUCCACCGCCGGGCCCAGACCCGAGACCUCUUGUUCCCAGAACUGCGCAUGUACUUCCACCAGAGAAAAGCACAAGUGAAAAGGACGAGGAACAAAGCGCUCAAGAACUCGUCGGUAGUUCAAGACAAGCAACUAGUACGGACACGUCAACUUCUUUCGUGCAGCCAGCUUCAUAUGAAUCAGGAUCAUCUGGAACCACCAGCAGCUCCUCCUCCGGCGAUACUAGCAACAGUAACCCGCGUGAAGAGCCGACUCUCCCUUGGUACGAGGAUUAUUUGCCGGACCGUUUGUAUCCCACGAAAGAACUGUUUCACUGUGGUGGUUGUGCAAAAUCUGCAUCACAAGUUUGUUACGCAUGACACUGAAAAUCUGUCAUGCGGGGUCCCUAAGGGAAAACACAGCUAGAAAUCCAUUGUCUUGCAUGUGUAGCAUGACACACACCUCUGUGAUCCAUUUUCUGCAUCACAAGGUCACAGUGAAGCAGUUUUUUCUUGCGAUAGUCUGCCUUGGAAAGAGCGCCAGCGUCGGUUUGAAGUGGCGAUGCAGUCGAAAAGCGACGAGACACUAUCCUAUGCAAAAUAGUUGUGUACAACUCGCACAUUGCAAUCGUGCAUGACAGAUGGUUUUUUCUUACCGGAAUCUGCAUCACAAAAUCCAUAUUCCAAUUCUGAAAAAAAUUAUGAUGCAAGUUGUGCAUUUAAUUGCUGUAGAAGUUGUACAAGAACGCUUUUGCAAAUGCAAUGCAUACACACUCCCACACUUUGACGACUUGGAUGACUACCUUGACCAGGAAUUUCCGUGGGUGCGUGGGUGGUCCAACCAAACGCACGCCAGGGCAGCGCCUUUUAGAGACCAGCGGGGAAGCAACUUUAUUUCCCGGGCGGAACAGGAAGCAGCGCCGUUGCAAACGACGCUUGCAGGACGAGGUGACGGGAGACUCGAAAGACCAGGAGGAGGUGGAGCAGCACCAACAUCUACUUCCAGCGGUUGCAACACGUGGUCGACCUCUUCCAAAACACCAGCACACCCAAGGAUGAACAGCAACGGGAGUUCUAGUUCGGCCCCCGCAAAUAAUGCAAAUGCAGCCCCCGCUUCUGCUCGCCUCCCCCCGUCCUCAAUCCCGACACCGCAACGUCCUGCGAGUGGCCGAACUGCAUUACAUCCACUAGUCAUGCUGGCACCGACGAGAAGACAAGCACCUACAAUGUCACAUCCGACGGGCAAUGCCUUGCUACGAAUCACCAGUGCGGUACCAGUUCCAACGGGGACCUUGCGAAGCGGUUUGCUACCCACUUGUUGUUCUGCAGGAGCGUCAGCAUCUACAUCUGCAGUGGCAUCAUCUUCAACCUCCGCUGUCAACACACCACUAUCAAAUGCAAAGAUUUCUGGGUCUGAAAAAGUGUUGAACUUGUAUUUCAUGUCUUGGAUAAUUCUUACAAAAUCUGUGUUGCAUGAGCAUGACGAAUAGAAGCGCGAGGACCGUGUGUGUUGUGUAAGAACACAGUUUGUAAUGCGCGCUACGCAAGCUCAUGCAAAAGCGCCCAAAAUAUUUGUAAUGCCUGGCUGCACGAGGAAGGCCAAGGCGGUUCAAUAAUGACCAAUCAGCAUCACAAGCUUCCACAGUCAGAUAUAUUCGCGUUUGAUAAACAUCUUCGUCGAGGACAAACAAUCCGUCAGGCAUCAAUCCGCUUCGCCGCACCAAUCCCAUCCGGAGCUUCUGCCAGCGCCGCACCACAACUGUCAGCGAGCAAGCGACUGCUGCAGCACUGACAACCACUACAGAUGUGCAGCAGCAGGGUGGCCAGCACGGUACUAGUAGUACAACAGCGGAGCAGCAGCUGCAGCCCGGUGAUAGUACCGCUAGGGCCUGGAUGAACAUGGCGCCUUCUGUUUCUGCCGCUUUUCGAUCUGGAAUCCCAAAUCAUCGCGAGCAACAAGAGGCGCCAGAUCGGUAUGGGUUUGACGGUGUAGUUAUGCCCGCAACUACUUCUUCUUCGUCACACCAUCCGGCUACAAUUUCCCCGCACGGCACAACUUUUCAUGCGGAAAAAAUCAACAGACACUCGUCUCGGAGAACUCCGGGCCCCGAGCCGCCGUCGCAGUCCUCGCGCACUGUGGCAAGAGCAUCGUCCCCGCGUGGAGGUGGUAGCAAUGAUCCUCGUGCAGCAACACCGGCGCAGGAGCAGACAAGCACUCGGAGAUCACGCACCGCAGGACCAGAACCGCCCUUGGAUCAGCAUGGUGCUAGCAAUGGUCCUCGUGCAGCAACUAUCCUGUGCAAAAGUAUCGUACUCGUAUUGCAGUCAUGCAUUACAAAUCCUUUUGUUGAGAUAAAUCCGCAUUACAAGUUUUAUUUCUCAUGCUGACGAAAUUUGUAAUGCAUUUAUACGAGUGCGAUAGGAUACUUUUGCAAUUCAUAGCAACACAGGCGGAGGAGCAGACGAGCACUCGGAGAUCACGCACCGCAGGACCAGAACCGCCCUUGGACCGGGCACGAUGGUUGGGAUAUCGCAUUGGCAAGUUUGUCAUGCUUGUCUGGCAUGACUGAAGAGUUUGUCAUGCGUGUCCAAGAAGAGACCCUUUUACUUGUCACGCAAAACGCAGUUUGUCAUGCGGAAAGCGCAACACUAAGUAGCCGCGCAAAUAUUUAUCGUGCUUGGCUGUGCAUUACAGAGCACUCACUAUUCACAACUCAGCAUUACAAGUUUCCAGACCCAGACAUAUUUGCAUGUCAUAAGAACACGCGCACCGCAGGACCGGAACCGCCCUUGGAGCGGGCACGAUGGUUGGGCUAUCGCACAGAAAAAAACUGUUUCACUUUGAAAUUCUAGCACGCAGGAGAGUAUAGUUGUAUCACAACAAGAAAAUUUGUCUCUGUGGCUACUGCUUUCGAAUUUUUAGGAAACGGUUAUUUUGCUUUUGCCCCUCCAAAGCAGCUACAGAGACCAGAUAGAAAUUCUUUGUAUCGAUCGAAAGUUCAAGUUGGGAUCACCGCGCGAUCUGCUCUAACGUUGUCACAGUGAAAGAGCUUUUUCUGUGCGAUACAAAGGCGUGAAAAUCUAGUAGGGUAGUCGUCCACCUCGCGGGGACCUUAAUUGCGUUCGGCGGGUAUUACUAGUCUAUUCUCAUGUGGAGGAAAUGAAUCAUAUCUAAAACUUGGCUUCUUAGCUCCUGUGAGUACUUUGCAGGAAGCCCUACAAAACAAAUAUAUGACCACACUUGGCGUUAGGCCCGGUCUCUGUUCAUCUACUUCGUUUUGUACAUCUUUGAUGCCUGGAUGUUUUCAAGAAAAAAUCAAAAAAUUUUGCAGAAUUAAUUUGUUUAUAUCAUUUUUAGAACCGUUUUGGUCAAUAUUGAUAUCAACAUUCGUCCGUUUUCGGCGGUGAAAACUAUGGUAUUAGUGUCUGCAAAAUGGAAAAGCCGACUGCUGUUUGCAAAACGAAAAGCGACAUAAAGAAGUUUUUUCUACUACAUUUUUGCACUUCUUUUUCCGGGUGCAGAUUCAAGUGCUCCCUGUUACCGAAGCUGCAUCAUCUCGUCGGUAGGACCGGAGCUGUGGGCUCUAGAAUUCACAGAGCAGAUGAACCACACGUAUUCAAAACGUAGUUUCACAUAGCAUGCGAAUUAAAAUCAAUUCGUUCACAAGUGGUAUUUAGAACAUGAU